Molecule: messenger RNA, 14443 nt
Organism: Mercenaria mercenaria
Lineage: Eukaryota; Metazoa; Mollusca; Bivalvia; Venerida; Veneridae
Product: docking protein 3-like
Exons: 4
Coding region: 98-2407 (769 amino acids)
Biological process (GO): cell surface receptor protein tyrosine kinase signaling pathway
Cellular component (GO): cytoplasm
Source: RefSeq, a predicted model, not a curated record
GUAAGCGGUACAAAACUUUCCUAACUUACUUCCUACUUCGGUGUUUCAAACUUCCUUAUUAAGUUUUGUCACUUUGUGCAAAGUGGUUUGUAUAAAGAUGGACGAAAGUACACUCGUUAAAUCAGGAGAAUUGUGUUAUCAGGAAAAACGAUUUAUGAAAUCAUCAUGGGUAAAAAAGUUUUGUGUCCUUCACAAAAAGACAGCAGAUAGCCAUGCAUAUAUGGAACUGUAUGAUGACCAAGAGGCAUUUAAACAGCAUAAAAAGAAGAACAAAAAAUGUGAGAAAAGGAUUGAACUUCAGCAUGUGCGGAGUAUUAAAAGUUCAAGUGAAAGUACGGGAAAAGGGAUGGAACAUCAUAUUGAAAUAAAAUUAAAACUUACACAGAAACAUAACCUAAUGUUUAGUAAGGAGAGUGAUUUUACAGACUGGUUUGCAAAGUUAAAUUCCUCAGUUGACAUUGCAGAGCAUGGACCUGGAGAAAACUCAGCCUCAUACAGUGGAGAUAUUUAUGAUUCCGAUGACGAUGAUGAUGAUGAUGAAGUCAUCACGCUUAAUCAGAUGUAUGCUUCCACAGAUCAAGCACAAAGAUUUGAAGUGGAAGUAGAAUCAUCAGAUCUGGCAAAGCUUUGUGGUAUUGAAGGUAAAAUGAUGCUUCUAGUAGGAAAUAACGACCUAGCAUUUGAAGACCCCAAAACAAAGAGAGUUAAGUACAGCUUUCAGUUAGCUUGGAUGAGACGGUUUGGAAAGUAUAAACAGCAGUCUUUUAACUUUGAGGUGGGCCGGAAAUGCCCCAAUGGGGAAGGGUCAGUGACCUGUAUAACGCCCAGUGCAAAGUUGAUCCACAAAACGGUGACCCAGAAAUCUUCAAGUCGAAGUAAGUUGGUGAUUCCGCAUCCUCAUACAGAAGAAGAGAUGGGUAGCAGAGAGACAAAACCAGCAAGCCCUUCAGUGAGCAGUAUGGAUGAGAAACAAGCAGAACCCUCACCCCCUGUCAAAGAGAGACAAGCUUCAAAUAUUAGCCAGCCUAUAGUAAACAGCUUGGUGCGAAAACACCCUGGAAAAGCAAAUAUUCCAAGUCUGAUCCCAAUAGGUCGACCACCGAUAGAAGAAGAAGAAACCUUCAAAAAGCCAAAAACACCACCACACCCUGCACGGCGUAGUUCAAAAGGUAAACUACGUAACAGUGGUAAAGAAAGUCCAGAAGAUGAAAGGCUUCCAAGUUUAGAGGAAAAUGGUAAUGCACGGUCAACUAGCUACAAAGUUGCUGUCAAUAGUGGAGAUUUUACAAAAGAAUUAGAGCAGAAAUUACAUGUUGGAAAUGAUGAAUCUGGCAGUCGUGAUCAGGAGAAAGGUCAUGACCCUGGAAAGAAAGAUAGUGUUAAAACCAAGGAAGAUAAAAAGCGUGAAAAAGAAGAGAAAAAGGAAAGGGAAAGAAGAGAAAAAGAAGAGAAAAAAGAAAGGGAAAGAAAAGAGAAAGAAAUGGAAAAAGAGAGAAAAUUACGUGAAAAAGAGGAAAAGAAAGGUGCUAAAAAAGAUAAGAAUAGAGACAGUAACAAGAGUCAGGAGAUAUCGAGUAAACCGCGGCAGAUGAAUGAACGUAUUUAUGAUGAGCCGGAGAUAACCAUAACACCAUCCUCAGCUGACGAUCCAAACUCGUUAUAUGAUGAGGCAGUGUCUCCUACUCAAUCAAAUGCUCCAGCAGUGUAUGCACAGUCAGCAAAAAGAAGUGUUCGUGUAAAGAAAACUGAGGACUUGUACGAUGAAGCUGUCUCGGCUGAUACAGGAAAGAUGUUGGAAACAGAGAAAGUGGAAUAUGCUGAGCCAUAUAGUAAAAAGGGUGGAGUUCCUUUAGCUGAAGAACCAGCAAUGUAUGCUGAUGUAAAAACAGUUGGAAAAGAUGCUUGGAAAAAGUUAGGAAGAAAGGAAGAAGAGGAAUUUUUUGAAGAAGACUACAGUAAUAUCAAAAGUGCUCGAGAAAUUGUUCAAAAGCAAAAACCGCCACCUAUACCUGCAAAAAAUUAUGGUGAUGAUGAUGAUAGUGAAAACAUGUACAAUACUUUAGAUUUGAAAAAACCAAAAGCAUCUUCAAAAUCAAAACCAGAGAACUUGUAUGGAAUGGCAAGUGCCAAAGAAGUAGGUAAGUUACCAGAUAUUGUGCAAGUACCAGAAGCAGAUUAUCCAAGUGAUUCAGGCGAGUCUUUACCGGAGGAAGAAGCAACGUACGACGAAGCACAAUAUGAAGGAUAUGAAGCACCUGCAGAUAUUAAGAAAGACAGUACAAAAAGACCGAAAGUAAUCGAAGCCUAUGAAGUAGCUGAGGUACCAGUAAAGCCACAAACACCAAAAAAACAGACUCAGUCCAAGAAAGUAGUGCCACAAGAACUUAUAUAUGAAGAAGUUUCAUAGUUUAUUUAAUUAAAGCACAGUGUGAUGAUUUACAAGUGAAAUAUUUUAGAUACUAAUUAAAAUAUGUCAAAGUGUGAUCUUUUUGUGAUACGGAGGUGGUAAUUGAAGGUGAUGACUUGAUAACUUUGAUAUUGCUAUGAAAGCUUUAAUUUCUAUGAAAGUGAGGAGUACUUACAAGCAACACUAAAACAUGCAAUCAGUGGAUGAUAUUAGGAUUAAAUGGCAAUUAAAAAAAGAACAGAACCAGUGCACUCACUUAGAAAUAUUCUUGGAUGUAAAAGAAAUCUUUUCCUCCGACUUGUUUAUAAUAUAUUUUUCAGGUAUUUCUUUACAUUCUUUACAAGAUCUACAUUAUUUUGCAGCAGUGCAGUUUUAGUAUUUUUUUCAUUUCAUCCCCCCCCCCCCCACACCUUAAAAAUAGAACUGGGGGUAUAUUGUUAACCUAAGUUUAUGUUGGUCAGUCGGUAGAGAUUUGGUUUUCAUACAGAUUAAGAAUUCUUGAGUCUACAGUGGUCAAGCUACUCUAAAAAUGAUUGACGUAUGUUGCUUUUGGGAUCAGUAGGUAAAUGAUCAAGGUCACAGUGACAUGGGGACUGAAAAUGGUUUCUGAUCAAUAAUUGCAGACUGCUUAGACCUUGGACUAUCAAAUUUAUUUGGUGGUUAACUGUGGUCAGUAGCUAACCCUUUUUUGGGGGGAUCAGUAGGUGAUAGGUCAAGGUCAGUAGAUGAUAGGUCAAGGCUACAGCGACAUCAAGACUGUUAACAAUUUAUGGUCCAUAUCUGGAGAACGCUAUAGCCUUUGGCUGACAAACUUAAGAAGAAGGUUGCCUAUGGUCAGGUAGAUGACUCUUUGUUGGGAACACUAGAGCAAAGGUCGAGGCCCCAGUGACCUUGAUAAUGGAAAAAAUAUGCAGUCAGUAACUUGAGAGCCCUUUGGCAUUGGACUUUUGAACUUGACAGGUAUCUGUUAUCAGAAGAUGGGUAAGUAGGUUUAAAGUCAUGGUCAAUUCAACCCAGAAACUCAGUGGUGUUUAACAAAUGGCCUCUGUUGUUGUAGAGCCAUUGACAUAAAUAAGUCAAUAUUAGAGAUACCAUGCCCAGGCUAUAUUUUCAUAUGCUGGUUUCAUAGCAACUAUUUUUAGCUUAAUUUAGAAAAUUACCAAUUCGUGUCAUUUUUACUGUCUGGGAAGUAAGUUCCAUAACUUGCUGUGCAUUUGAACAUGAUUAUAUGAGUCUCACCAUGAGAAAACCAACAUAGUGGCUUUGCGACCAGCAUGGAUCCAGACAAGCCUGCGCAAUCUGGUCAAGAUCCAUGCUGUUUGCUAACAGUUUCUCUAAUUUCAAUAGGCUUUGAAAGCGAACAGCAUGGAUCCUGACGAGACUGCAUGGAUCCGACGGAUGGUUUAUUUCAAAAGGCUAUGUUUGGUCACGGGUAAAGAACAAAUGGUCACUGCAAGAACUAUAACUCUUUUCCUACAUAUUGUCUUACAGCAAGCACUUAAAGACAAGCAUUGGUCCCAGCAGGCAUUACUCAUUUUUGAAUUGGUAGAAGUUUUAUAGAGGAUGGGUACAUCCAUCAGUCUGUCGAACCUCAGAAGACCAUUUUCAAUCAAUAACUAGAAAAUGCUUGGGCCUUAAGUAGUAAAACUUUGUAAGAUUAUGGCUCACAGUCAGUAAAUGACCUAGAUACUUAACAUAGUUUCUUCUCAACAGCUAAAAAUCCUGUUGGCCUACUGCUCUCAGACUUCUUAAGAUAAUUGGUUGUAGUUCGUAGAUCAGCCUCAUUAUUUUUGGUGUCAGUAAGUCAAAGAUUAAGGUCAUAUUGACCUUCAGAUUGAAAAUAGGAGGGUUGUUGUGGCCAGUAGAUGAUCGGUAUUAUUUUCGAGUCUGUAGGUCAAAGGUCAAGGUCACAUUCACUUUGAGAUUGAAAAUGGUUUCCAGUCAGAAAACACUAAGGUCUACAGCAGUCAAAUUUUACUAGAUUCCCUCUAAACAUUUUGUAGGUCAGUAGGUGAAAGGUCAAGGUCAUUGUUGCCUCCAGGUGAAAACAAUUUCUGACUAAUUACUGAAGAAUUCUUUGGCCUGCGAUUCUCAAAUUACAAAGUAUGCUUUGCAAUAUGUCAGUAGAUCAAUGGGAUUGGGAGUUGGGUAUGUACUUUACAGACAACUUGUUUAAAACAGAGAUGUAAAAUACAUAUAUAGUGAUGACCUUUUAGAUGUUAUAGACAGAAAUACAGUUAUUUAGUUCAUGUGAACUUACAGACUGGUUUAGAAGGUCUUCAGGGUAAUCAGUUUUGUUUAUACUUGUAUAUAUAAUUAUGUUGUUAAAAAAGUAGCUGCAAGUUUAAAUCCAUUCUAUGAAGGAAGUACAUUUUGGGAGGUUAUGAUAUUGUUUUAGUAAAUUUAAGGAAAUUGGCAGUUUUGAUAAGUUUUUGAAGCUUUAUCUUUCAAGUUAGCCUUACUUGUUUGGCUUUUCGGGAUGACUUAUUUUAUGAUCUGUUAUUAGCUCACCUGUCAGGUAGUGACAGAGUGAGCUUUUGUGAUCGCCCUUUGUCCGUCAUCCUUCCGUCCAUCCACAAUUUCUUGUCUGCACGAUAGUGGUUUCAUAUAUGAUUUUAUUUUAACCAAACUUGCACGCAACUUGUAUCACCGUAAGAUCUUGGUUCCAUUCUUGAACUGGCCAGAUCCCAUUAUGGGUUACAGAGUUAUGGCCCCUGAAAGGGCCAAAAUUAGCUAUUUUGACCUUGUCUGCACAAUAGCAGCUUCAUUUAUGACUUGAUUUUAACCAAACUUGCACACAACUUAUAUCACCACAAGAUCUUGGUUCCUUUCUUGAACUGGCCAGAUUCCAUUAUGGGUUCCAAAGUUAUGGCCCCAGAUAGGGCCAGAAUUAGCUAUUUUGACCUUGUCUGCACAAUAGCAGCUUUAUUUAUGAUUUUAUUUUAACCAAACUUGCACACAACUUUUAUCACCAUAAGAUCUCGAUUCCUUUUUUUACGCUGUAAUAUUCACCUCAUCGAAACAAUGUGCAAAGCGCAUGUUUCGGAUGGCUCUCUUCAAGGGCAAGGUCACACUUAGGGGUCAAAGUUCAUAUGACAUUGUUUUGUGUGUAUAUUGCUCUGCAUUUGCGUUGCAUUGCAGUGGCUGUGCUCUUGUUUUUAUUUGGCAGAUCCUUCUUUUGUUCACUUACAAUAAUUUUUUUUUUAAUUACUUCCCUUUUAUUUUACUAUAAAUAGCUUAUUUAGUAACUUUUUUAUUAUUGGCCAUAGGGAAAAACAGAGACCACUUUUCUGUGGUACAACAUGGAUGGUACCUCCAAUUUUUAGGUGUAUUUUGACAUAUCUGUACCUUUAAGAAAAUUUCAACUAUAUUUUCUCAUGAUACUUUUGAUUGAUCUUGAUUAUGAUUUUUAGCUCGGCGUGAGCGUUAGCGUGAGCGUCACACAAAUGUUAAAGUUUGCGUACAACCCCAAAUAUUUUCAAAGUCAAUUGAGAUAUUGCUUUCAUAUUUUGCAUACUUGUUUACCAUCAUGACCCCAGUCUGUAAAAAGGAGGAGGCAACUCUAUCAAGCAUUUUGACUGAAUUAUGGCCCCUUUUCAACUUAGAAUAAAUGUUAAAGUUUGCGUACCACCCCAAAUAUUUUCAAAGUCCAUUGAGAUAUUGCUUUCGUAUUUUGCAUACUUGUUUACCAUCAUGACCCCAGUCUGUAAAAAGGAGGAGGCCCCUUUUCGACUUAGAAUAUGCUUAUUGUAAUGUUAAAGUUUGUGUACCACCCCAAAUAUUUUCAAAGUCCAUUGAGAUAUUGCUUUCAUAUUUUGCAUACUUGUUUACCAUCAUGACCCCAGUCUGUAAAAAGGAGGAGGCAACUCUAUCAAUCAUUUUGACUGAAUUAUGGCCCCUUUUUCGACUUAGAAUAUGCUUAUUGUAAUGUUAAAGUUUUACUCAUAGCUUAUAUUAUACUAUCAAGCACUGAGAAUAGUUGAGCGCUGUCAACGGACAGCUCUUGUUAGCUCACCUGAGCCAAAGGCUCAUGGUGAGCUUUUGUGACCGCUCAAUGUCUGUCGUCCAUCGUCAGUCAUGCGUUGUGUGUCGUCCGUUGUGUGUCAACAUUUUCUAAAAAAAUCUUCUUCUUGAAAACCACUGGGCAGAAUUACACCAAACUUCACAGGAAUGAUCCUUGGGUGUCCCCCUUUCAAAAUUAUUCAAAUUGAAUUCCAUGCAGAACUCUGGUUGCCAUGGCAACUGAAAGGAAAAACUUUAAAAGUCUUCUUGUCCAAAAUCACAGGGCCUAGGCUUUGAUAUCUGGUGUGUAGCAUUAUCUAGUGGUCCUCUACCAAGAUUGUUCAAAUUUAUCCCCCUAGGAUCAAAUGUGGCCCCGCCCCGUGGCUCACAUGGUUUAUAAACACUUAUAUAGGGAAAACUUUUAAAAUCUUCUUGUACAAAACCACACGGCCUAGGGCUUUGAUAUUUGGUUUGUAGCAUCAUCUAGUGGUCCUCUACCAAGAUUAUUCAAAUAUGGCCCUGCCCCGGGGGUCCCAAGUUUAACAUAGACUUUUACUGGAAAAAAAAAUGUUAAAAAUCUUCUUGUCUGAAACCACAAGACUUAAGCCUUUGAUAUUUGGUUUGAAGCAUUGUCUUAUGAUUCUCAACCAAAAUUGUUCAAAAUGUACCCCUGGUGUGAAAAGAGGCCCUGCACUGGGGGUCCCAAAUAUUAUAUAGACUUAUAUAGGAAAAAAAACAACUUUAAACAUUUUCUUGUCUAAAACCACACAACCUAGGCUUUUGAUACUUGGUAUGAUGCAUUGCCUAGUAGUCCUCUACCAAGUGUUCAAAUUAUGCCCCUGGGGUUAAAAGAGGUCCCGCCCUGGGGUCAUUUAGUUAUUAUAUGAGUUAUAUAGGAAAAAAUACUUAAAUAGUUACCUGAUCCUAUUUCCAAGACUGUUUAAUUAUAAUUACCUAAUGAUCCGAAGUAAUAUGAUGCCACUUGACUGUGAACAACUUGACCUGCUGACCUACUUUCUUGUUUUUUAAGAUACAGCCUCUAAAUUUGGAUGACGUACACAGUUUUGCACACUGAUCGUAAAACUAAAUUUCAUUGACCAUGAAUGUGACCUACUGACUUUCUUAAUAUUUUAGCAUCAGUUUGUAAUUUGAAACAUUUAGCUCAUAUUACUCAGGUGAGCAAUCCAGGGUCAUCAUGACCCUCUUGUUUUUAUUCAUUGUAGAGUACUACGUCCCCGAUCAGUCCUUAGUUUGGGGUAAAGUUAUUCUUACAAUUUUACUUUAUGGUCAUAACAGUAACUGUUAUUAUUAAAGCAGGAGUACUCUUGAAACAAUGUCUGUUAGUGUGAAAAGUAACUGUGAAGUUAAGAUGUAAUAGAUAGCAUUCAUCGAACUUUCACUAAUUUCACCCAGAUAUGAUCAAAUUGUCGAUUUUAUCUACAUGGUUAACGAAGAAAUAUGCAGUGGCUUAAAGGGCCCUUUAAUUACUCAAAAUUGCACAGAUUGGCAGUGUCUGCUCUCUGACAUAAGCAGUUCCUACCCAAAGUUCAUAAGACUUGGUGACAAUGUGUAUAGGUAUAAAAUGUCUGCCAGUUUUGAUAACCACCUGUAUCUUCCAGUGGCCCUAGAGUUAUAGCUCUUGGAUUAUUAAAUUGCCACCCCCCCCCCCCCUCCCUCCUCCGCCACAGACCCUUAAUCAAAUCUCUGAUAUAGGUACAACAUUUCGACAAGUUACUGUUAAAUCAUUUAAUUUCUUGGGCAUGAAAUUUCGUGGUUUUGGUAAAAACGGCAAUUUCGUGGUUAUAUGAAUUCGUAGAUUUUAACGUUUGAACAAAAAAACGAAUAGGAAUUUUACUUGUUCUUUGGGAUUAAAUUUUGUGGAUUGAUUUAACCACGAAAAUAAGUCCCCAUGAAUAUUAAUGAUUUCACAGUAUAUAACCAGUCACUCCAAUGACUCUUGAAUUACUAAAAUAACAUUGUAAAAGUUAAUUUUGUCCGCUUGAUAAAAUAAGCAGUUAUCUAGUGCUCAGCAAACUUAGUCACAAUUUUUAUGGGCAUAUUAACUUGGCCAGAUUCAAUAAUAGCUAAAUAGUCUUUUAAGCUCUAGGUUAUGGCUCUCGAAGUGGAUUAAUUUGAGAAAACUGAUAACUAGUCUGCACAUUAAUAAAGUAUUCUAAAAGUCAAAGUAAUUUUCAGUAAUCGGUUAUAUUAUAACAGUUUGGAACUCUUUGUUAUUUUUAGCUCACCUGUCACAAAGUGACAAGGUGAGCUUUUGUGAUCGCGCGGUGUCCGUCGUCCGUCCGUCAGUCAGUGCGUGCGUGCGUCCGUAAACUUUUGCUUGUGACCACUCUAGAGGUCACAUUUUUUGUGGGAUCUUUAUGAAAAUUGGUCAGAAUGUUCAUCUUGAUGAUAUCUAGGUCAAGUUUGAAAGUGGGUCACGUGCCAUCAAAAACUAGGUCAGUAGGUCUAAAAAUAGAAAAACCUUGUGACCUCUCUGGAGGCCAUGUAUUUCACAAGAUCUUCAUGAAAAUUGGUCAGAAUGUUCACCUUGAUGAUAUCUAGGUCAAGUUCGAAACUGGGUCACGUGCCUUCAAAAACUAGGUCAGUAGGUCUAAAAAUAGAAAAACCUUGUGACCUCUCUAGAGGCCAUAUAUUUCACAAGAUCUUCAUGAAAAUUGGUCAGAACGUUCACCUUGAUGAUAUCUAGGUCAAGUUCGAAACUGGGUUACGUGCCUUCAAAAACUAGGUCAGUAGGUCAAAUAAUAGAAAAACCUUUUGACCUCUCUAAAGGCCAUAUUUUUCAUGGGAUCUGUAUGAAAGUUGGUCUGAAUGUUCAUCCUGAUGAUAUCUAGGCCAAGUUUGAAACUGGGUCACGUGCGGUCAAAAACUAGGUCAGUAGGUCUAAAAAUAGAAAAACCUUGUGACCUUUCUAGAGGCCAUAUAUUUCACAAGAUCUUCAUGAAAAUUGGUCAGAACGUUCACCUUGAUGAUAUCUAGGUCAAGUUCGAAACUGGGUCACGUGCCAUCAAAAACUAGGUCAGCAGGUCAAAUAAUAGAAAAACCUUGUGACCUCUCUAGAGGCCAUAUUUUUCAUGGGAUCUGUAUGAAAGUUGGUCUGAAUGUUCAUCUUGAUGAUAUCUAGGUCAAGUCCGAAAGUGGGUCAUGUGCCAUCAAAAACUAGGUCAGUAGGUCAAAUAAUAGAAAAACCUUGUGACCUCUCUUAAGGCCAUAUUUUUCAAUGGAUCUUCAUGAAAGUUGGUCUGAAUGUUCAUCUUGAUGAUAUCUAGGUCAAGUUCGAAACAGGGUCAUGUGUGGUCAAAAACUAGGUCAGUAGGUCUAAAAAUAGAAAAACCUUGUGACCUCUCUAGAGGCCAUACUUGUGAAUGGAUCUCCAUAAAAAUUGGUCAGAAUGUUCAUCUUGAUGAUAUCUAGGUCAAGUUCGAAAGUGGGUCACGUGCCAUCAAAAAGUAGGUCAGUAGAUCAAAUAAUGAAAAAACCUUGUGACCUCUCUAGAGGCCAUAUUUUUCAUGGGAUCUGUAUGAAAGUUGGUCAGAGUGUUUAUCUUGAUGAUAUCUAGGUCAAGUUUGAAACUGGGUCAACUGCGAUCAAAAACUAGGUCAGUAGGUCUUGAAAUAGAAAGACCUUGUGACCUCUCUAGAGGCCAUACCCUUGAAUGGAUCUUCAUGAAAAUUGGUCAGAAUGUUCACCUUGAUGAUAUCUAGGUCAAGUUUGAAACUUGGUCAUGUGCCUUAAAAAAACUAGGUCAAUAGGUCAAAUAAUAGAAAAAUCUUGUGACUUCUCUAGAGACCAUAUUUUUCAAUGGAUCUUCAUGAAAAUUGGUCAGAAUUUUUAUCUUGAUAAUAUCUAGGUCAAGUUCAAAACUGGGUCACAUGAGCUAAAAAACUAGGUCACUAUGUCAAAUAAUAGAAAAAACGACGUCAUACUCAAAACUGGAUCAUGUGGGAAGAGGUGAGCGAUUCAGGACCAUCAUGGUCCUCUUGUUUAGAUUACCCAUACAGCUACACUGAAAUGGAUAAUAAAUGCAUGUGACAGAAUAUUUAGAUGUUUUCUAUUUGCAUGUAUAAUGUACCAGUAACAAGGAUAUACCACUAGGUACGAAGGAGCAGAUUUUUUAUCUCAUAAAGUUUUCCAGUGCAUUUAUAUGAAUGAAGUGUUAACUCAUUAAUUUACGAAUAAUACAUCAAUCUUGAUCCAGAUAUUUUCAUUUAUAUCUGCCACCAGGCAUAACAAAGUCUACAAAAGACUAAGACUGAAGUCAUUUGUCCUGAACCUCUUGUUUCAUGUGGUGAAGUUGUCAGUUACUUGUGGAGAAGUUUUUACUGGUACAGAAUCAUGGAACACUUGUCAGGUGACAGCCAUUGCAAAAUUCUAAAUCAUGUUGAAAAUUAGCAUUAAAUAGGUAUCAAAGUAAAGAUGUUACAUUGUCACAAACAGAUUAGUACAUGAUAAUCUAAAUGCAACAUGUAUAUAAUAUAAUAUCAGUUAAGAUUGUAGAUGAUCUGAAUGUAUGGUGAAAGGUCACAACUAAAUGUUUAUUUAACCCUUACCCUGCUUUUCUAUAAUGAACUUGUCUGUCUUUCAAUUUGGAUAGUACCAUUAACUGUUAAUAGGGGUGCUUACCAAAAAGAUACUGACUGAAUGGCGAACAGUGCAGACCAUGGUCAGACUGCACGGAUGUGCAGGCUGAUCUUGGUCUGCACUGGUCGCAAAGGCAGAAUCACUUGCCGCCAGCAGGCUAAGGGUUAAAGAAAGCAAGAUCAUGAAAUUAAGAGGCCAUUAGUUAGUUUUUAAAGUUGUUGUUGAUUUAUGAAAUUUCAACUUUUUAUUUCCAACCACUGUUACCAUGUAAAAUACCUAUAAUAGAGGACCACAAGGUGAAACUUCUUCAUAUAAAGUUAUUGUUGUUAUUUUUAGCUCACCUGUCACAAAGUGACAAGGUGAGCUUUUGUGAUCGCGCGGUGUCCGUCGUCCGUGCGUGUGUCCGUCCGUAAACUUUUGCUUGUGACCACUCUAGAGGUCACAUUUUUCAUGGGAUCUUUAUGAAAGUUGGUCAGAAUGUUCAUCUUGAUGAUAUCUAGGUCAAGUUCGAACUGGGUCACGUGCCAUCAAAAACUAGGUCAGUAGGUCUAAAAAUAGAAAAACCUUGUGACCUCUCUAGAGGCCAUAUAUUUCACAAGAUCUUCAUGAAAAUUGGUCAGUGUUCAACUUGAUGAUAUCUAGGUCAGGUUCAAAACUGGGUCACGUGCCUUCAAAAACUAGGUCAGUAGGUCUAAAAAUAGAAAAACCUUGUGACCUCUCUAGAGGCCAUAUAUUUCACAAGAUCUUCAUGAAAAUUUGUCAGAACGUUCAUCUUGAUGAUAUCUAGGUCAAGUUGGAAACUGGGUCACGUGCCAUCAAAAACUAGGUCAGUAGGUCAAAUAAUAGAAAAACCUUGUGACCUCUCUAAAGGCCAUAUUUUUCAUGGGAUCUAUAUGAAAGUUGGUCUGAAUGUUCGUCUUGGUGAUAUCUAGGUCAAGUUCGAAACAGGGUCACGUGCGGUCAAAAACUAGGUCAGUAGGUCUAAAAAUAGAAAAACCUUGUGACCUCUCUAGAGGCAUAUAUUUCAUGAGAUCUUCAUGAAAAUUGGUCAGAAUGUUCACCUUGAUGAUAUCUAGGUCAAGUUUGAAAGUGGGUCACGUGCCUUCAAAAACUAGGUCAGUAGGUCAAAUAAUAGAAAAACCUUGUGACCUCUCUAGAGGCCAUAUUUUUUAUGGGAUCUGUAUAAAAGUUGGUCUGAAUGUUCAUCUUGAUGAUAUCUAGGUCAAGUUCGAAAGUAAGUCACGUGCCAUCAAAAACUAGGUCAGUAGGUCAAAUAAUAGAAAAACCUUGUGACCUCUCUAAAGGCCAUAUUUUUCAUGGGAUCUGUAUGAAAAUUGGUCUGAAUGUUCAUCUUGAUGAUAUCUAGGUCAGAUUUGAAACAGGGUCAUGUGCGGUCAAAAACUAGGUCAGUAGGUCUAAAAAUAGAAAAACCUUGUGACCUCUCUAGAGGCCAUACUUGUGAAUGAAUCUCCAUAAAAAUUGGUCAGAAUGUUCACCUUGAUGAUAUCUAGGCCAAGUUUGAAACUGGGUCACGUGCCUUAAAAAACUAGGUCAGUAGGUCAAAUAAUAAAAAAACCUUGUGACCUCUCUAGAGGCCAUACUUUUCAUGGGAUCUGUAUGAAAGUUGGUCUGAAUGUUCAUCUUGAUGAUAUCUAGGUCAAGUUUGAAACUGGGUCAACUGCGGUCAAAAACUAGGUCAGUAGGUUUAAAAUUAUUAAAAUCUUUUGACUUCUCUAGAGGCCAUAUUUUUCAAUGGAUCUUCAUGAAAAUUGAUCUGAAUGUUCACCUUGAUGAUAUCUAGGUCAGGUUUGAAACUGGGUCACGUGCGGUCAAAAACUAGGCCAGUAGGUAUGAAAAUAGAAAAACCUUGUGACCUCUCUAGAGGCCAUAUUUUUCAUGAGAUCUUCAUGAAAAUUAGUGAGAAUGUUCACCUUGAUGAUAUCAAGGUAAAGUUCAAAACAGGGUCACGUACCUUCGAAAACUAGGUCAAUAGGUCAAAUAAUAGAAAAACCUUGUGACCUCUCUAGAGACCAUAUUUUUCAAUGGAUCUUCAUGAAAAUUGGUCAGAAUUUUUAUCUUGAUAAUAUCUAGGUCAAGUUCAAAACUGGGUCACAUGAGCUUAAAAACUAGGUCACUAUGUCAAAUAAUAAAAAACGACGUCAUACUCAAAACUGGGUCAUGUGGGAAGAGGUGAGCGAUUCAGGACCAUCAUGGUCCUCUUGUUUAAUAGAAAGGGGAAUGAUGCUGGUAACAAGGUUUGAGCAAGUUAAUAACAGGGGAACAACAACAACAAUAACAAAAACCUCCAGUCUGUCAUAACUGAUCAUUAAUUUCUAUCACAUCCUUGAAUUGUCAAUUGUUAGAUGCUUCAGUUAUGAUUAAUCUUAUAUAAUGUCCUUUCAGGAACAAAAUGUAUUCCAAGUAUUGUAAUUGUGUUUUAUCAUUCGUGAUGCAUCAAGUGUCUCAUUUCAAGUAGUAACUGAAAUCCUUGGAAAAAUAAAGCAACUUAAAUCCCCGGAAGAGAUAAAGCUACUUAAUUGCAAGGGGUUAAUUUUCUCUGCAAGGUUAUAUAUUUGUAAUGGUGAAAGAUUGAAUUAUCAUUCAUCUAUUGAACACUAGAUGCAAUAUAUUCAUAAGUGGCAUAGUUAACUUUGUACUGUAUGUGACUGAAGUAUUGUUAGAAAUGAUGUUACAUUCAGUUGAAUGCACUCUUGACCAGCUUGGAGCUUAAGAUUGCCAUUUUUUUGUUCGUUUCUCAUGUUUUUACAUACUGUAUUAUGAAUUUGUAAAGUGUAAUUAAUUGUAAAACUAAUAUAUACUUUAUUGUUAUAAAAAUGUACCAAAGUUGACCAGUAUAUUGAUUUUUUUAUUCUUGUUAAUAUUUAGUUAUGUGUAUAUUUUUGAUAGAUUUUAUAGUCAUACAGAUAUUUGUAUGCUUGUUCCUUGUUUCAGGUAAAAAUGUAGUAUUUAAAUAUUUUAGAAAUUAAUAUUUCAUAGCAGAUUCUAUAUAUGUGUAGAUACAAUGAUUUCAGAGUAAAGUGAGAAUGGUUAUAUAUAAAUUUCGAUUGACAGAGCAACCAGUCAUAAUCCUUAAGAAUAUUUGACUGUCCAAUGAUAUGAUGAAGAUCUGAUGGCGGUUUUCAUUUAGAGUUUAACCCUUAGCCUGCUGGCGGCAAGCGAUUCUGCCUUUGCGACCAGUGCAGACCAAGAUCAGCCUGAUCAUGGUCUGCACUGUUCGCUAUUCGGUCAGUAAAUUUUCAGCAAACACCCCUUUAAAUGAUAAGUGAUGCUGCCUAAAUUUAAUGGACCAGUCCAUUUUUGAAAUUGAGCAGGGUAAGGGUUAAAGGACAGUACAUGAAACAGCUCCGCUACUAACAAGUUAACUCUGUGUGUAGAAGUAUUCAGUUGGCAAUAAACAUGUAAUGAUACAACUGA